AUGUUUGGGGUCCCCUCUCGAACUUUAAGAGACCGUGUAUUGGGACACAUAGAUGCAGGCAACUACUGUAUGGGAGGUGAAACGUUGUUUACACGGGAUGAAGAAGAAACCCUCGUUGAGCACGUGGAGACUUUAGCAGAGUUGGGCUAUGGGUAUACCAACGUCAGGUUACAACAAUUAGCAGGCGAAUUAGCAUUUGAUUUAGGUAAAAAGAAGAUAAAUAAAGCCAUGAGUAAUAACUGGUUGGCUGGAUUUUUGCGCCGAUGGAAUGACCGCCUUUCGUCCGUUAACCCCCGUAAGCUUGAGAGUACGCGUGCCAAGUGUGCAACCCCUGAAGUUCUUGACAAGUAUUUUGAAAACCUAAAACAGGUUUUAACUGAAAACGACUUACUUGACAAGCCACAAUUCAUUUAUAACCUAGACGAAACCGGACUUCAACCAGAACAUCGCCCACCCAACAUAGUUGCAAACCCUAGGACAAAGCCACAGGCCAUUACUUCGCCCAGAAGCACUACCACAACUCUGAUUGCUUGUGAAAAUGCACUCAGAAAUUCUCUUCCUCCAUAUUUCGUUUUCAAAGGUAAACGGUGGAAUCCAGACCUCAUGAAAGGAGCCACAGCUGGUGCCAAAGGUGUACUGUCCGAAUCCGGUUGGUCAAAUGGCGAAAUCUUCCAAGACUACCUGAAGACCCAUUUCAUACCGUAUGUAAGACCUACACAAGCCAGUUCUCAACCUAUACUUCUCAUCUAUGAUGGUCAUAGUUCCCACAAAACACCACAGUUGAUUAGCUGGGCCAAGGAACAGGGUCUAAUUUUGUUUGUUUUACCGGCUCAUUCUUCACACUUACUACAGCCUUUGGACGUCUCAAUUUUCGGACCAUUCAAGAACUACUACUAUUCAGAGUGUUCCACAUAUAUGCAUCAACAUUUAGGUCAAACAAUCACCAAAUAUGAAAUUUGUUCAAUCGCCUGCAGAGCAUACUUGAAAGCCAUGACACCUUUGAAUAUUCAAGCUGGAUUUCGCAAAACAGGUAUUUACCCACUUCGUAAAGAGGUCAUAUCACCAGAAAAGCUUAUUCCAUGCGAAAGUUUCAGGGAAGAUAAGCCCAUAGAAAAGGUAAAGGCAAUGAAAGCUGGAAAGGAUGCUGUUGGUGAAUUCCUCCGCAUAAAGGAAGAACGCCAGCAACGGGAAAUGUGUUCCACUUGCAUAUGUGGCAAGAAAAAGGUACAGAAACCUAAUGCAGCUGGCACAGCUAUCACCGGAGACAAAUACAUGGAGGAACUUGAAGAAUACGAAAAAAAUAAAACCAUAAACAAGGCUAAAGCAACACAGAAGACAAUGCCACUUGACAGUCCAAAGCCAUCAACAAGUGGAAAUAACAUUAACAGAACCAAACCAGUCACUGUUGAUUCUGAUACAGACUUUGAUGAUGAAGAAACAAACGAAAGUGACGUCUGCUGUGUUUGUAAGAAGAGCUCUCCACCGGCAAUUCAUGAGCUACCCGCAUUAAAAAUUGUCAACUGGGCGCAAUGUGACAACUGCAUGCAUUGGGUACACCUUGCAUUCUGUACAUCAACAAGAGUUGUAAGACGACACAGCACCUUUCUAUGUCCACACUGCACACAAUGA
Molecule: messenger RNA, 1629 nt
Organism: Mercenaria mercenaria
Lineage: Eukaryota; Metazoa; Mollusca; Bivalvia; Venerida; Veneridae
Exons: 1
Coding region: 1-1629 (542 amino acids)
Cellular component (GO): nucleus
Molecular function (GO): DNA binding
Source: RefSeq, a predicted model, not a curated record